AUGGUUUCUGCAGACGAUGUUCAGCGAGUAUUUCUUCAAGCGGUGCUCUCAAGAGGUGUUCUAUCAGAGAAUCUUGCAAAAAUUCUCUGGGCGCGAAGUGUCCAAGUCGUCAAAGCUGUGGAUGAGAAUGUCAACAUACAGUACACUGGAUCAGACGCUUCUUGGGAUGAUUUUGUAGCAAAAGUAAACAAGUCACUCGACGCGCUGGAUCUCGGCUUUCGCCUCGUGCAAGACGAAUGGACUGGGAAGAGGAUGUAUGUCCUGGCCAACUUGAAGGACGAUGAGGUGGCUCAGUUGGCUACGGACUACACUGCCGGUGAAAUCGCGUUCUUCAAGGCAGUCGUCGAGCAAAUCAUGCUAGCGCCGCAUGAAGCUUAUUCAGUGUCAUCUCUCGCUGCGCUCCGGGAAGUUAGUCAAGUCAAACCAACUAUGUCCAAGUCCCAGGCAGAAGAUGUAUUGACUAGCUUUGUCGCCAACGGGUGGCUGCUUAAGAGCAAGCGGGGGAGGUAUUCUCUUUCCGUGCGCACACAGCUGGAGCUCCAGCCAUAUCUGAAAAACACAUAUCCCGAUGAUAUUUUGGAAUGUACUAUCUGUCAGGAGAUGGUCACCAAGGGCUUUGCUUGCCACACACCGAAUUGCAAAGUUCGGGUGCAUAAACACUGUUUCAUACAAACACGGAAGCAUCGCAGUUCAUGUCCUGCAUGCAACAUUGACUGGCCGCGGAAUGCCGACAAACCACUCUUGUUUGUCGGUGAAGGUGCAGCUAGAGAGGGUGACGAUCACCGGAGAAGGGCGAAGCAUACCCCAGCACAAAGCGACGAUGAUAGUGAUGAAGAUGAAGACAUGGAUGCUUCACAGGAGCAAUCUCAGUCCCAACCAAAACGUAGCCAGAGGACAAGGAAAGGAAAGGCCGUCAGAUUGGAACAGGAUGACGAUGACGUGAAAGAUGAAGACAAUGAAGAUGAUGAUGAAAGUCCUAAAAAGAGCCAACCGUCGAGACGCUGGCUCUAG
This is a messenger RNA of Desarmillaria tabescens, 1011 nucleotides long. RefSeq names its product Nse1 non-SMC component of SMC5-6 complex-domain-containing protein. NCBI's taxonomy places the organism in Eukaryota, Fungi, Basidiomycota, Agaricomycetes, Agaricales, Physalacriaceae. The transcript is spliced from 6 exons. The record is from RefSeq and is a predicted model, not a curated record. Bases 1 to 1011 code for a protein of 336 amino acids. Gene Ontology annotation, biological process: double-strand break repair via homologous recombination. Gene Ontology annotation, cellular component: Smc5-Smc6 complex; nucleus. Gene Ontology annotation, molecular function: ubiquitin-protein transferase activity.